Molecule: messenger RNA, 540 nt
Organism: Penicillium salamii
Lineage: Eukaryota; Fungi; Ascomycota; Eurotiomycetes; Eurotiales; Aspergillaceae
Source: the annotation of a GenBank genome assembly
AUGCGUUUCUCCAUCGUCUUCACCACCCUCUCGGCCCUCGCCAUCGCCAACGCCCAGAGCUCCAGCGCUGCUGAGACCACUGCCGCCGCCGAGCCCACCGCCGAGUACAGUAACCCUGCAACCCAGUAUCUCACCGAGACCAACUCUCUCGGUGUUGUGACCGGCCAGCCCGAGGCUGUCACUAGCCAGGCUAGCGUUGUUACCAGCCAGGCCAGCGUCAUCACCUCCCAGCAGCCCGCUGCCUCCAUUCCCGCUGGCCUGACUUCUCCCGUCGCCGGUGUCAGCUCCACCCUCUCCACUGCUACUCGCAGCGGCUCUGCUGCCUCCUCCACUGGCACCGCCACUGGUACCACUACCGGGUCCUCUUCCACCGGCACCUCUACUAGCAGCUCCUCCUCCUCCGAGGACUCUAGCUCCAGUGCCUCUGCUUCCGCCAGCGCUUCCAGCUCUACCUCCGAUGGCGGCGCUGCUGCCAUGGCCACUUCUGGCCCUGUCGGCCUCGGCAUGAUCGCCGGUGCUGCUCUCGUUGCCUUCCUGUAA